UUAUAACAAUCACCAAGUGUAUAAAUAUCACCCAUCAAUUCUAUUCAUCUUCAACAAAUCUUUAUUAGAUAUUUACAGUUUAGCUACACAUUUCACAUUACAACCUCCAAUGGCACUUCAAGCUACCUCUUCUUUCUCCGUCCACAAACAGGCAUCUUUGAAGGACUCCAGCCUACUUGGAGUACCACUGUCAACUCAUCUUAAGGUUGACUUCACUUCAUCAAAAUCCAAGGAAUUUAGCCAAAGGGGUGCACUCAAAAUACAAGCUGUAGCUACAAGUAGUCCAUCUGUAAUAAGUGCAUCACCAGAUGGGAAAAAGACCUUGAGAAAGGGCACGGUUAUUAUAACCGGAGCUUCGUCGGGUUUAGGUCUAGCCACAGCAAAAUCACUAGCAGAAACAGGGAAAUGGCACGUCAUAAUGGCUUGCAGAGACUUUUUGAAGGCUGAAAGAGUAGCAAAAUCAGCAGGAUUGUCAAAAGAGAAUUACACAGUGAUGCAUUUGGACCUUUCAUCAUUUGAUAGUGUGAGACAGUUUGUUGCAAACUUCAAGCAAUCCGGUUAUCCGCUUGAUGUGUUAGUCUGCAAUGCAGCGGUUUAUUUACCGACUGCUAAAGAGCCUACUUAUACUGCUGAUGGGUUUGAGCUUAGUGUUGGGACUAAUCAUCUUGGUCACUUCUUGCUUGCAAGAUUAUUGUUAGAUGACUUGAAGCAGUCAGAUUACCCCUCGAAAAGAUUAAUUAUUGUUGGUUCAAUCACAGGUAACACAAACACUUUGGCCGGGAAUGUACCACCAAAGGCUAACCUGGGUGACAUGAGGGGUCUAGCUGGAGGAUUAAAUGGGCUCAACAGCUCUGCGAUGAUUGACGGUGGUGAUUUUGAUGGUGCAAAAGCAUAUAAAGACAGCAAGGUCUGCAACAUGCUCAUGAUGCAAGAAUUCCACCGUCGUUUCCAUGAAGAAACAGGCAUUACAUUCGCUUCCCUGUAUCCAGGUUGUAUUGCAACAACAGGCUUGUUUAGGGAACACAUUCCACUUUUUAGACUCCUAUUUCCUCCAUUCCAAAAGUACAUUACUAAGGGUUACGUCUCCGAGGAGGAAUCUGGCAAGAGACUUGCUCAGGUUGUGAGUGAUCCAAGCUUGACAAAAUCAGGAGUUUAUUGGAGCUGGAACAACAACUCGGCUUCGUUUGAGAACCAGUUGUCAGAAGAAGCUAGUGAUGUCGCCAAGGCUCGUAAAGUCUGGGAGAUUAGUGAGAAACUUGUUGGGUUGGCAUAAACAGGAUUCCGGUUGAUUAACUUGGGUGAGAAUGUGAGUGUAGGAGAUGAAACAGGAAGUUUUUAUUUGUAUAUUAGGCUGCAUUGACUCAGAAGCUAUAAUAAAAGCAAUCAGCAUUUACUAGCA
Messenger RNA from Erigeron canadensis, 1399 nucleotides. Its product is annotated as protochlorophyllide reductase, chloroplastic-like. The record is from RefSeq and is a predicted model, not a curated record. The transcript is spliced from 5 exons. Gene Ontology annotation, molecular function: protochlorophyllide reductase activity. Bases 110 to 1273 code for a protein of 387 amino acids. Lineage: Eukaryota; Viridiplantae; Streptophyta; Magnoliopsida; Asterales; Asteraceae.